This is a messenger RNA of Polyodon spathula (Mississippi paddlefish), 8481 nucleotides long. It is a transcript of the gene sdk1a, whose product is annotated as sidekick cell adhesion molecule 1a. Gene Ontology annotation, molecular function: protein binding. The record is from RefSeq and is a predicted model, not a curated record. Gene Ontology annotation, biological process: cell-cell adhesion. NCBI's taxonomy places the organism in Eukaryota, Metazoa, Chordata, Actinopteri, Acipenseriformes, Polyodontidae. The transcript is spliced from 45 exons. The coding region runs from base 366 to 7373 and encodes 2335 amino acids.
UCUUCUUGUAGGCGAUUUAACCAACCCGGGCAACUGCUGUGAUGUAUUUACUGGCGGCCACAUCUCUGGAUUUAAAUAUAUUGCAAUUGUGGUAAUCUGGAAUGUGAACUGGAUUUAAGGAAGAUUAUAUAUCUCUUUUUUUUGUAACCUGUUUUUUAUUAUUAUUAUUAUUAUUAUUAUUGGUCUGGCGACAGUUUCACAACAUACUUCGGGACUACUACUAUACAAAUACUCUUUGCACCUCAAAAACGCACCGGUAGAAUAUCAGCUUUAAAGAAAAUGGACAACGGACAAAUGCAUUAACGAGCUAUUUUGCUGUAGGAUAUCAACACACACACACACAAAAUAAAAUAAAGAGAUUUCACAUGGAAAAAGUACGCCAAAACAGGACCUUUAUAAUGAAUGAACGACAGGACGACCAGACCCGCGACGAACCCCGUUGCAAUCAGUCUCUUUCACCUGCUGCCACAUAUAAAGCUCUGUUUAUGAGUGCUGAAGAUGACCUGGGUCUAAUGCGUCAACACCCCAGUGGUUUCACCAAAAUGAACAAUUGCUCAUGUAUAAGUGAAUAUGAACUGUGUGCGGGCAGACCGAGGGACACUGGCAGUAAUCUGUACGCUGAAAAAGCACCCUGCAUCUUCAGCAGCCGGAUGACCACGGGUAACACUAGAGCAGGCUCAAGGGGCAGAGGAAGUGCUUUCAUUUUUGAUAAUGAGGAGAGCUCCGACCUAAACGUUUUAAGCGGGAGUACCUGUCAAUAUCAAGCCAAAGCAGGAGACAUGGAUUGCAAUGCGUCUUACUGUUACCAAAGAAGCGGGGAAAUAAAACUGAGUUUGAAUCUCACCAGCAAGAAAACAACCGGCGACCAGUCUGCUGAUAAAAAGAUUGCUAAAGAGUUUACAGGUGGACAACCAGCACGGCGCAGUUUCUCCUUUCAGAGUCGAAGGAGAAAGUUUACAUUAUAUGUAUGGAGUUGGUGGGCGUUCCUGUUUUUUCAUACCCACGUGUUGAAAGCGGCGGCACAAGAUGAUGUCGCCCCGUAUUUCAAGACUGAGCCGGGCCAGCCUCAGGUUCAUCUCGAAGGGAACCGUUUGGUUAUGACCUGUCUGGCUGAGGGCAGUUGGCCCCUGGAGUUCAAGUGGAUUUUAAAUGAUACAGAGAUCACCGCCUUCUCCCCUGAAUACAAGUACAUUAUUCCAUCGCUACAGCGCUCGAAUGCUGGGUUUUACCAGUGUGUGGUGAGGAACAGGAUGGGUGCACUGAUGCAGAAGAAGGCAGAAGUACAAGUAGCAUAUAUGGGUAACUUUGUAGAGGGAGACCAAAGAAAGACGGUGUCUCAAGGCAAGGCAGCGGUACUGAACUCCCCAGUCAUCAGCAGCUACCCCCGUCCUGAGGUGACAUGGUUCAGGGACGGCUAUAAGAUAAUCCCCAGCGGCAGGAUAGCAAUUACCCUGGACAAUCAGCUGGUGGUUCUGUCGACGGUCGCUGCGGAUGCAGGGCGGUACUACGUGCAGGCUGUUAAUGAAAAGAAUGGGGAGAAUAAGACAAGUCCGUCUAUCAACCUGAGCAUAGCAAAUUCGGCCACGCCAGCUGACUCGGUGGCUCCUGUGAUUGUAAUCCCACCAAGAAACACCAGCGUGGUGGCCGGCACCAACGAGGCCACCCUGGAGUGUGUGGCAAAUGCAAGACCUGUCGAGAAGCUAAGCAUUUCCUGGAAGCGAAACGGAGUCAGGUUAACGAGUGGAGUCGGCAUGUUUGGGAGACGGCUGGCGAUCAUCAACCCCACCUCGGCUGACGUCGGGCUGUAUGUGUGUCAGGCAGCUCUCCUGGACAGCAGCGUGCAGCCAGUGGAAGCCAGGGCUUUCCUCUCCAUCACAGCGUCACCAUACUUUACAGCAGAACCCAAGAGAAAGAUGAUGGGGGAAGUGGAAAAAACUAUAGAUAUCCAGUGUCAGGCUAUGGGUGUCCCAGUCCCCAGUCUGGAGUGGUAUAAAGACUCAGUCCCUCUCAGUAAGCUGGAUAACCCUCGUUAUAAGGUGAUGGUGAACGGAGGGCUACGGAUUAGAGGAUUGAGUCCCAAAGAUGCCGGCAUUUUCCAGUGCUUCGCCAGGAAUACAGCGGGAGAAAUCCAAACACACGCCUACCUUGAUGUUACAAGCAUGGCCCCAACGUUCACUCAGCUGCCAUCAGACAUCACGGUGACAGAUGGAACAGUGGCUGUCUUUACCUGUGAGGUGUCGGGCGCUCCAAAAUCUGCCAUUGCCUGGAAGAAAAGCAAUCAGAUUCUGGCAAGCGGUUCGAUCCAGAUUCCUCGGUUCACUCUUUUGGAGACGGGAGGGUUGCAGGUGCGUCCAGUUUACCUGCAAGAUGCUGGGAAUUACACCUGCUACGCCAGCAACUCUGAGGGAGCCGUCAACGCUACCGUCUCGCUGACUGUGUGGAACCGUACUUUUAUAUCCCAUCCACCCGAGGACCGCCGUGUAAUCAAGGGAACGAUGGCUGUGCUGGAGUGUGGGGCCACGUAUGACCCCAGGGUCUCUGUCAGGUUUGUCUGGAAGAAGGAUGGUGUCCCACUGAACUACGCCAGGAGUUCUCGGCUCAGCGUCAAGGAUGGCUCUCUGCAGAUCAGCCAGACCUGGUCAGGUGAUAUUGGAGACUACACCUGUGAGGUCCUUUCUCAAGGGGGGAAUGACUCUAAAGGUGCUCGAUUAGAAGUUAUUGAACUCCCCCACUCCCCUCGGAACCUUCAGACGAGCUUGAACGUCUCUGAUAGUCGCAGUGUGGUCCUCUCCUGGGUGCCUCCCUUUGAUGGAAACAGCCCCCUCCUCUACUAUGUGGUCGAGCUGUCUGAAAACAACUCCCCGUGGAAGGUGAAUUUGCCCAAAGUGCAGGCUGAUACCUCAAGGGCAGUUGUGACAGGGUUAACCCCAGCGCGUACCUACCAGUUCCGGGUCUGUGCUGUGAACCAGGUGGGAAAGGGGCAGUAUAGCACAGAGACCAAUAGGUUGAUGCUGCUAGAAGAACCUCCAAGCGCCCCACCAAAAAACAUUGUUGCCAGUGGGCGUACCAACCAGUCCAUAAUGGUCCAGUGGCAGCCCCCUCCAGAACCAGAACUCAAUGGGGUGCUCAGAGGAUACAUGCUUAGGUAUCGGCUUGCUGGCCUUCCCGGCGAGUACCAGCUGAAGAACAUCACCAGCCCUGAGAUUAACUACUGCCUGGUGAGGGACCUCAUCAUCUGGACGCAGUAUGAAAUCCAGGUGGCUGCUUACACUGGAGCCGGGCUAGGGAUGUUCAGCCUUCCUGUUACAGCAUACACUCUUCAGGGAGUGCCCACAGCUCCACCGCAAAGCGUCGCGACCAAGGCCCUGACCUCUACCACCGUCGAGUUCACCUGGAAUCCUCCACCUCAGCAAUUCAUUAACGGAAUCAAUCAGGGUUACAAGCUACUAGCUUGGCCAGAAGAUUCGCCUGAAACUGUUACCAUAGUAACCAUCACCCCAGAUUUCCACGGAACCCGUCACCUUGGAUACAUCACCGGGCUGAAGAAAUUUACCUGGUAUCUCACUUCUGUACUGUGUUUUACUACCCCAGGAGAUGGGCCAAGCAGUUCACCACAGUUAGUACAGACAUUCGAGGACAAGCCUGGAGCGGUGGGGCACCUGAGCUUCACUGAGAUACUAGACAUGUCAUUGAGGGUCAGCUGGCAGGAGCCACAGGAGAAGAAUGGGAUUAUUACAGGUUAUCUUGUCACGUGGGAGGUGUAUGGUAGGAAUGCCACCCGAGUGACCCACACUCUGCCCAACAGCACUCUGGAGUACAAGGUCACAGGGCUCACCUCCCUCACCACCUACACCAUCGAGGUGGCGGCGCUGACAGCCGCUGGGAUGGGUGUGGUCACCUCCUCAGCCAUCUCCUCUGGAGUCCCACCAGAACUCCCUGGUGCUCCGUCCAACCUUAUUAUCUCCAACAUCAGCCCUCGCUCUGCCACCUUGAAGUUCCGCGCAGGCGAUAAUGGGAAAACCUCCAUCUCAAAAUGGGUUGUUGAGGGGCAGGUUGGGGGGAUCGGCGAUGAUGAAGAGUGGCGCGUUCUGUAUGAGAAGGAGAAUGACCCAGACCCCCAAGUGCUGGAGAUACCCAACCUCACCCCUUUCACCUACUACAGGUUCCGGAUGAGGCAGGUGAACAUUGUGGGCUCCAGUCCGACGAGCCAGCCCUCUCGUGUGAUUCAGACUCUGCAGGCCCCUCCUGACGUUAGCCCCAGCAGCGUCACGGUCCGCACAGCCAGCGAGACCAGCCUCUGGCUCCGAUGGAUGCCUCUGGCCAAUUCAGAGUACAACGGGAACCCUGAGACGGUGGGCUAUAGGAUCAGUGUGUGGCGCGCGGACCUGCAGGGUGAGCCCAGGACCCAGCUGGUGAGCGAUCGCAUGGAGAGAGAGAUCACCCUGGAGGGGCUGGAGGAGUGGAGCGAGUACCUGCUGCACAUCCAGGCCUUCAACUCCAUCGGGCCCGGGCCCUGGAGCGAGGUGGUGCGGGGUCGCACCAGGGAGUCAGUUCCAUCUGGUGCUCCACAAAACGUGACGACCGAGGCAGUGAGCUCCACGAGUAUCUUAGUCACAUGGGUUCCCGUUCCUGAGCACGAACAGAAUGGACACAUCCUUGGAUACAAGGUGCUGUACAAAGAGAAGGAUUCGGGAACCGACCCCCAAACCCACGUAGUGAAAGGAAACCUCACGCAGUCCGUCCUGCUCAAAAACCUGCGCAAGUACGUCCUGUACGAGAUCCAGGUGCUGGCUUUCACCCGCAUCGGCGAUGGCGUCCCCAGCUCCCCACCGGUCCUCGAGAGAUCCAAGGAUGAUGUCCCAGGUCCCCCGGUGCGACUGGUCUUUCCUGAGGUUAGGCUGACUUCAGUGAGAGUGGUGUGGCAGCCCCCAAUGGACCCCAACGGAAUCAUCUUGGGAUACCAGAUCGCAUACAGGCUGGCUGCCGGCGACCCAAACGAAUUCACCACGGUGGAGGUGGGCUCCAAUGCCAGGCAGCUGACAGUGACCAGCCUCAAUUCAGAGUCUGCCUACAUUUUCCGCAUCUCUGCCAAAACGCAGCAGGGCUGGGGCGCUCCGGAGCAAGCUGUGGUCAUCACGACAGAAAGAAGAGAUCGCCCAGAGUCACCGAAGGAGCUGUCCGUCCCUCAGUCGGAGGUGCGGUCUCGGGGGCUACUAUUGCGCUGGGUCCCUGGGGGAGAUGGGUCUUCCCCGGUGCGCUACUUUACAGUGCUGACCAAGGAGCUGCCUGAUGGAGAAUGGACACACUCCUCCACCAUCAGUCACAACAGCACCUCCUGGCGCAUCGACCGGCUCAAACCGUUCACUUCGUACAAGCUGAGAAUGAUGGCGACUAAUGAUAUUGGAGACAGUGAAUACAGCGCGGAGACAGACACAAUUACUACUUUACAAGAUGUUCCUGAUAAGCCCCCUGUUAUAUUGGCUGUGACUCCUCACACCACAUCCUCUGUCCUUGUUCAGUGGCAGCGGCCAAAGGAGGAGAGCUUGAAUGGGGUGCUGGUGGGAUACCGCAUCUACUACAGAGAGCUGCUGUAUGAAAGUGAACAACCUGAGUCCAAGACUGUUGCAAACCCUUCAGCACUGCGGGUAGACCAGACUGUCACAAGCACCUUCAAGACUGUGGACGACGCUUUCUUAACUGCAUUCGAACUGACACAGCUCAGCAAGUACAAGCGUUACGAGAUUUUGAUGACGGCCUACAACAUUAUUGGGGAGAGCCCAUCAAGUGCUCCUGUGGAGGUUUUUGUUGGAGAAGCAGCCCCAUCGAUGGCCCCCCAGAAUAUUCAAGUGAACCCACUAACCUCGAGUCAGCUGGAGAUCCAGUGGGACGCCCCUCCAGUGGAAACUCAGAAUGGAAACAUCCAGGGGUACAAGAUUUAUUACCGGGAGACGGGCAAUCACAAUGAGACGGAGAAGCUGAAGACUAUGUUCCUCCCUGAAACCACAGUGAGGCUCAAAAAUCUGACCAGCUACACCUCGUACUCCGUGAAGAUAUGUGCGUUCAACGCAGCGGGGGACGGGCCGAAGAGCGAGCCCAGGCAGGGCAGGACUCACCAGGCUGCUCCAAGUGCCCCCAGUUACAUCACAUUCUCCGAGGUCACCACCACUACUCUGAACGUGUCCUGGGGGUUUCCUAUCUGGCCGAAUGGGGUCCUGGAAGGGUACCGCGUUGUCUAUGAGCCCUUGACACCAAUACAUGGAGUGAAUAAGGUUGUGACGGUGGAGAUCAAAGGGAACUGGCAGCUCUGGCUGAAGGUCCGUGACCUCACAAAGGGGGUGACCUACUCCUUCAGAGUGCAGGCCAAAACUAUCGCUUAUGGACCAGAACUUGAAGCUAACAUCACAGCCGGACCCUCUGAUGGAUCUCCUGGGUCCCCCCUGGAGCUCUCAGUCACCAAGUCUGCCUCUGCACUCACACUCCACUGGUCUGCAGGAGACCCAGGCACAGAGCCAGUCACAGGAUACGUCAUUGAAGCGCGACCUUCUGAUGAGGGUUUAUGGGACACAUUUGUGAAGCACUUGCCCCCCAGCACUAGAUCUCACACAGUCAGCCUGGAUCGUCUCAGGCAGGGUGUGAGCUAUGAGUUCAGAGUGAUUGCAGUUAAUAAGUUUGGCUACGGUGAACCGAGUGUGCCCUCUACUGCCAUGUCAGCCCAGUCUGAAAAUCCCUUCUAUGAAGAAUGGUGGUUCCUGAUAGUGAUGGCACUUUGUGGUCUCAUCCUCAUACUGUUCAUAGUGUUCGGUUUAGUACUGCACGGGCAGAGCAAGAAGUACAAGAGCUGUAACCCAGGCAAGAAUAUUUCCACAGUGGAGGAGACGGUCACACUAGACAAUGGCGGCUUCACUUCGCUGGAACUCAGCAGCAGGCACCUGAAUGUUAAGAGCUCCUUCCUAAAGAAGAACGGGACCAGGUCCCCCCCUCGACCAAGCCCUGGCGGACUGCACUACUCUGACGAGGAUAUCUGUAACAAUUACAAUGGAGCAGUGCUGACGGAGAUCACCACACUCACUGAGAAGCCUACUGAGACAUCAGAAUCGGAGACCACAGACAGCGAUUGUGAGGACGAGCAGCCCAAGCACUCCUUUGUAAACCACUACAUGAGCGACCCAACCUACUACAACUCCUGGAAACGGCAGCAGAAGGGAAUGAAGCCGUCUUCGGCGUACGCAUAUGAGGAGUGCGCAAGCAGAGACACUGAGUCCUACUUCCAGAGCGUUGUCACGACUCACAGCUCGGGGGGAGUUUACACCCCAGAUGGGCAGCCCGCCCCAGGGUCGCGGACUCCUGUCACCGGCUUCUCUUCCUUUGUUUGAUGGGUGGAGCACAGGGACUUUGGAAGGGACCUUACCUUGAAACCACGAAUACGUUUCAACAGACUACUUUUGACAGUUAAUUCCACAGGAUAGGGGAGGGGGGCAGUGGGGACUGGAGACAGUUGAAGUGAAUUGUAGGUCAUUUAUUACUUUUUUAUUUCUUAUUUCUCACAAACUUUUGGGAUUACUUCCAGAGUUUUAACACUUAACUUUUUUUGGUGUAAAAAAUUCCUAAUAGCGCUAUCAUUGCCAAUUGAUUGUAAUAUGAAAAUAAUGUUCUGAUCUACCCUCUGUAAAUGCCGGCUGUGUUCAUUUCUAAAAGGAGAUGAUAAUCUAGUUGUUUCAGGAUAACAAUUAGAAAAAAACUUUAGGGAAAAUACAUUUACUGUUUAUAGUGCUUUUAGUGUCUACCUUAACUUUGAAGAACGAAUCAAAGUUUCAAAGAAGUGGUACAAAGGCAGCUAUAAUGAGGCACUGUGCUACUGUUAAUUCUUUUCUCUGAAAACAAGCAAAGCACAUGAAAAGAAGCUGGCUUUCAAAUGGGAACAUAAAACCUUUUUUCAUGGUUUUUUUUUUUUUUUUUUUUAAAAAGGGUACGGAGUCGAUAAAGUAAUUUUAUAUUUGAAAAGACUGCUGUAAAAAAAUUGAACCACUUAACAUCCCUUAAUAAUUAGAGAAGUUCAGUUCAGCAAUUCACUUUAAAAAAAAAAAAAAAAAAAUACUCCUAAGAAUUUACUUUGUGGAUGCAAUGAAGGCCAGAAGUUUGCAAGAAAGCAAGACAGAAGGAACUGUUUUUACAUCCGAUGGUUACCAACUAAGCAAUUGCAGUAUAUGCAUCUUCUUCUGGUACAGCUGUUUGUGAAAUUCACACUGGGAACCUGUGUUCUUAGUGCAAGUUUUGGUGAAUGCUCACAUGUGGUGGCUGAAAGUCAGAUGUACUGAACGUAAAGUUUUAGAUGUCGUGUACUGAUCUGCUUUCAAAUAUCAUGCAACCCAGGCAACAGCCCUUUAUUUUAAGUCCUGGUAAGUCUCUGAUGAGAGAAGUACCACUCAAUUUUUUUUUAUUUUUAGAAGUAUGAAUGUAAAGGUGUGUGUGUGUGUGUGUGUG